Volvox carteri f. nagariensis is the source of this 2451-nucleotide messenger RNA. RefSeq lists its product as uncharacterized. The transcript has 7 exons. Bases 1 to 2451 code for a protein of 816 amino acids. The record is from RefSeq and is a predicted model, not a curated record. NCBI's taxonomy places the organism in Eukaryota, Viridiplantae, Chlorophyta, Chlorophyceae, Chlamydomonadales, Volvocaceae.
AUGAAAGCGGUACCAACUAACUCCAGGGUGGGGCUGACUUCGAGUCAGGGCCCUCCGGGCGUCUUGCGGUUGGCACGGAUAGUACGCUACGUGCGCGCGCACUUUCUUAUUGGAUCAGGACAUAUUAUUGACAUAUAUCUGGGUGACUUUGCUGUUCGUUUUCGAAGUGCUCUGCCUAAAAUUGUCUUGGAGAGCCUUCGGACCUUCCCGAGAAGGCAUGGGAUCCGCGGGAUACGUCUCCCUGAACGGCCGUCUCCUUUGGGGUUGGGGAGGGCUCCAUCAUACGCCUACAUACGUUGUUUUCAUCAACCCCAAACCAAACAGGCGCGGAUGGACGAUCUAGAGGAUGACGAGGCAUUCACGGUGUCUCCGAAGGAGCUAUUGGUGUCGUCCGUGGGUGGCAAGGUCGUCGGUAACAUCUUUAUCAAGGACAACCGUUCCGGCUCUAUUUCCGUGUGGGAUAAGGGCAAGCGGAAGCCAGCACCCAACUUCUUCUUCUGUUCGCCAUGCAAGCAUGGUGCGGUCCCGAUGAGUGCACCAACCGCCAUCACCGAAGCAGAGGAUGUGCCACCCCGCAUCAAGUCGCGUGGUGCUACUGUGCGAGAUGUCAGCUGUGCCUGGCCACCUGACAUGCGCAUGCAUCUGUAUGGCAUGUCGGAUGAGGUGGAGGAGGAGGAGUAUCAGCACCUCUACAGCCAGUUUCAGCACAGGUGCACACGUCGGCGAGAGCAGCAGCCCAAUGCCUUAGACAAUGGGCACCGUGUCUCACCGCGCACUUCACCCACUCCUGCACCUGGAGUGCGCACUGUUGGUCCCAACAUGGAUCCGGAGGCACAGCACAUCGUCAGCCCCGAUGCGGGCCCAUGUACGGGCUACAUCCAAGGGCAGCAAGCCGCCAAUCCCAAUGUUGGACAUCGCAUCGGUGGCGCUGGCAUCACAGGCCUGCCGCCACGGGGACCCCCCUCUCUCCAGGAUGAUGCCGCCCGGGGACGCAUGCCAUCUGGUGGUGUGUGGGACUUGGGCGAGAUUGACACCACGGGUGGCCAGGGGCCCAUGGUGUCGUGGAAGUGCAGGCGGUGUCAGAACAGACAUAGCAUCAUUAGGUGCUGUGCGUGUGGGUCCUUUGCGAGGCCACAGCUGACAGAGGGUGGAGGGAAGUGUUACACAUGUGAGCAGUGUGACGACUACGACUUUGGAUUCCAGUCAGCAGAGAUGGCACUUCUUUUAAGGGCAGAGCAGGUUGUCCAGGGUAGUGGUUCACAGUUUCGACAGAUGGCCAACUCACUGCUGGAUAUUCAAGAGAGGCGCCUAUAUAGCUGCCUGGGAUUUGGGUCGUUCGUGCAGUAUGUGUCUGAAUCGGGACGAAUAGAUAUUGCACCGAGAUAUGCACAGGCUUUGGUAGCGGCUGCUCAUUUUUUGCGGUUGCUUUCUGCCACAGACGUUGUGCCUAACAGUGAGUGCCAGGUACGUCCACUUACAGCUCUGCCACCUUGUGAUGCGCUAGGGGCAUGGCGCCUUGCUGUGGCACACUCUGUAGCCGAGUCACGACUCCUGAGUGGGCGGCUCGUUGAGCAAUGUGCAUUGGAGGUCACAGGCAGGACUGGCAGCGACAACAGCAGCAGCGACAUGGAUAUCAGCGAUAGCGAGUUUGGUGAGGGAGUCAAUAUGGUUCAAAGUGGAGGGGGUGGGAAUGUGCGCCUGUUUCUCUCCAGUGAGAGUCUGGAGUGGUUCACCCCACUGAGUAUCAUAGAGCUGGUGCGCGAGGUGUUCACUCCUGGCAGGAUCAACCUGGACCCAUGCUCGUCCGCGGCUGCUAACACACGUGUUGGGGCGACAGUGUAUUACGAUAUGGAAUCUGAUGGUCUGUUGGAGUGCAACACGUGGAUGGGCAAUGUGUUUGUCAACCUGCCUUUUGGGGUGCACGGUGGUGCAAGCUAUCAGAGCCUGUUUUUCCAGAGAUGCGCAACAGAGUACACGGCUGGUCGCAUUCACCAAGCAGUACUGCUGCUGAAAGCUGCUCUGUGUUUGUUCUCCGGUGACGCUAGCGCUCUCACGAACUUCAUCUGCGUGCUCCCUUGCUCCGGUGACACUAGCACUUUCACGAAUUUCAUUUGCUCCCUGGCUUGGUCCGGCGACUCUAGUGCUCUCACGACUUUCAUUUGCUCGCUCGCUUGCUCCGGUGGUGCUAGCACGCUCAGGGAAAACUGGAGCAUCAACCACUACCACGAGCUGCGCCCGCUACUAUUAUUACAGCUGCUGCAGCUGUCGCCAAGCCAGCAGCACAUGCAGCUCUGGAUCCUUCAGCUUCGGCGUGUCGGUCGCUGCUGCGCAGUUAUUCUCGCGGGAUGGGUUGCCGUUUACAUUCGCAAAGCUAACAAAGGACCUUUGAAGGCGGUGCACCGGCUCCACGUGCAUGCACUACAAGGAGAGCCAUUCACACAUUCGAUUUGA